GUAGUAGUUUUGCGCAGUAGCUGCCGGUAGCAUUUAGGAUGGGCAGGACUGCGAUAGACUUAUUUAAACUGAUGUAUCACACGGCCACAUACCUGAACCUCGUUCUGACCGUGCCCGUGGCCAAGAAUGGCAAGUUGUGCCAGCUGCACAUAUCCGCUGACUAUUAUUGAUAGUAUCGUGUGUUACGAGUGUUCGAGCUACUUUCACAUAGACUGCGCGCAACUGGUCGGCUUCCCGUAUUACGAGUUCAGCAGCGACCCUAGCAGAAACACCUUCCACUGUGCGACCUGCAAGAUACUACCUCUGCCCAGGAGACGGAGUGAGAGCCACAGUGAUAGCGAGACCGAGGGGGACUCAGUCAUGCCGAGUAGGCAAUUGGACUACCAGCUGGAGGGGGAUGUGGACCUAGCCAAGAACUUGAACGAGGUCCAGGGGAGCGUACAGGACCUCUCUGACCUUUGCAAGGACAUGCUGAGGGAAAUAAACGAAUUGAAAUCCAUUAACUUGACUCUGAGGUGUUGCAUUGAGAACCUUCGACACGACAAUGAGAAUAGAGAUUGUGUGAUAGCUGAGUUGAAGUACAGACUAGACGUUCUUGAGAGAAACAGAACAUCUGAGAGAAUCAACGCUGAGACCUCUGAAUGGGGCGAGAAUAGAGAGGGCGAUGUAGAGAGGUACUUGACUCCAGAGCCCGAAGACAAUUCAAAGGUCGAAGAAUUGAGUACUUCGUUUUCUAAAGCUUACAUUCCCGAUUAUCGUAACGAUAAUUUCCAAAUACAAGAUGAAACAUUACAACGCAUUUUACCAGAAGAAAAAGUUAAUGACAGGGGAGAUGAAGAUGAGGAUGUGACCAAUAAGACAGCAGAAGACUUGCAAGACAGUGGUGCAAUCACAGGAACUGAAAACGAUGAUCAGGAAUCUGAAACCGUACCUCCAGAAAAAGAAGAACCCCUCUAUACCGAAGAGACGUUCACUUUCGAUGUAAUAAAAGAAAGCAAAGCAGAUGAACUAUCUGAUGUUGAACAAAGAAGAAAAGAUUGGGACUGGAGAGGGAGCAAAGCUGUAGAGUUGGAACAUUUAGAAGAUGAGGAAAGUGAAGAGGAGGAGAGUGAAAGCGAAUCCUCACAAGUAGAAGAAGGGGAUAACCAGGGUUGGGAAGUAUUAGAAGAGGAAAUACGAUCCAAAACAUCAAGCGAACCAAAUAAGUUUGAUGAGUCGGGUGACGAUUUCUGGUCCUCGAAAAAAGAUGAAGAGAAUCAGGAUGUAGAGGAAGGUGAGGAAACAGAAACAGAAGACGAAAGCUGGAAAGAAAAAUGUGAGAUGCGUGACAAGAAACAUGUAUUAGAAAAGGAUUUUGAUGUAGAACAGAAAACAUCGAAAGAAGAAACGGAAUCAACCUAUGAUUCUGAGGCAGAAGAGGCUGCUGACGCGACCCGUGAUCAGGAGACCCCGGUACCAGAGGAAACGUCAGAGGAUGGCGCGGAGAAGAAAGAAGGCGAAGGACUUGGCGAAAGUGAAGAAGGAAAACUGCCCGAGGGAGUCGAAGGCGAAAUUACUGCUGAAGGCGCGGCCGUCCUGGAAGGGGAGCCACGACUCGACGGUGAUGAAGAGGCUCGGCUGGAGGGUGAAGGCGCUCCACAGCCGAAUACCGAAGACACACCCCGCCUCGAGGGUGAGCAAGGGGUGGAAGGGGAGCAGAUGGGGGGACAGUCACCAGAUGGAGAGGUCCAGCCCACAGAACCCCAACCACCCCCGCCACCCGUUCACACCGAAGAGGACCUGUGGCUCUACCUGAAGGAGACGGUGACCAGCGUCCAUCCCUCCACUGUGGAGGAGUUCGUGCAGAAUCUGAUUGGCACCCUUCAGCACGUUCCUGAAGAGUAUCUCAAGCCUGUCAUUGAGGCUAACAUCAAGCGCGCCGCUUCUCCCUGUGUUCUUGAUGGUGAACAACCAGUGGCCCAGGAAGGAACUCUUCUAGUAGAAGAAGGCCAAGAAGCCCCGCCAGACGGCUCUGUCCCUACUGAAUCAUCAGAAAGUGAGACAGCCGUGGCGGGAGAGGUCUCUGAAGUAACAACAGAGGUCGCAGGAGAUGCUGUUGUAUCAGAAGUGCCUGCAGAGGUGCCAGAAGAGCCCGCAACAACUGAAGAGGUCACUGACGGGUUCUCCAUAGUCGAAGCCACAGCCUAGGAUCCCAGCGCCAGCUCGUCGUGCCACCCAUCGUACUACCGGCCACGACAACUUCAUCUGUCUUGUAACUCUAUGUGAAUAAACACUCGUUUUGUUUUAAAAA
This is a messenger RNA of Homalodisca vitripennis (glassy-winged sharpshooter), 2290 nucleotides long. Its product is annotated as retinitis pigmentosa 1-like 1 protein. The transcript has 6 exons. NCBI's taxonomy places the organism in Eukaryota, Metazoa, Arthropoda, Insecta, Hemiptera, Cicadellidae. Gene Ontology annotation, cellular component: troponin complex. The record is from RefSeq and is a predicted model, not a curated record. Bases 127 to 2187 code for a protein of 686 amino acids. Gene Ontology annotation, biological process: muscle contraction.